AUGAAAAAGUCCAAAGCUUUUGCAAGCUUUAGACUAACAAGCUACUCUUUAUUCCUCACAAGAUCAUCAUUGAACUACUCCUCAAUUCCUUCAAACUCCACCAACCACCACCAAAUCUCUCCACUUUCUAGCACUAACGACCCACUAGCCUUUGCAGCAGCCCUUUUCUUAUCUUCCACCAAGAACUCACCCAUUCUUGGGACCCAAAUCCAUGGGAAAAGCUUCAAGCUUGGCUUCUCCAAUGACAUCUUCUCUCAGAAUAAUUUGCUGGGUAUGUACUCAAAGUGUGGGCAUUUGUGGGAUGCCUUUAAGGUGUUUGAGGAAAUGCCUGAGAGGAAUCUUGUGUCUUGGACGUCGAUGAUCUCUGCAUUUGUUCAUAACGGUGAAUAUUGGAUGAGUUUGAAACUUUAUCUUGAAAUGUUGAGAGCUGGUUUUUGUCCCAAUGAGUUUGGGCUUGCCGCUGUUCUUACCGCAUGUGCUGCAAUGAACAUUGUUGAAUUUGGUCGCUCAAUUCAUUCUGUUGCUCUGAAGAUUGGAUUGGAUUGCAAUCCAUUUGUAGGUAGUUCACUUUUGCAUAUGUAUGCGAAGUGUAGAUGCAUUGGUUUUGCGGAAUUUGUCUUUGAGUUUAUAGAGCACAAGGACUUGGCCUGUUGGAAUGCUAUGGUGGAGGGUUAUGCAAUCAAUGGAUAUGGUUGUGAUGCAAUAAGAACCGUAAGUCUUAUGCACUGCAAUGGGCUCAUUGCUGAUCAAUUCACCUAUGUAAGUGCUCUUAAAGGUUGCAUAAUCACCGGGAACUUGAGUUAUGCACAACAAAUUCAUGGGAUGAUUGUAUCCAGUGGAUUGGAGUUCAGUACUUCAGUUAUGAAUGCACUUACUGACACAUACUAUAGGAAUGGAAUGAAGGAUUCUGCAUUGAAGAUAUUCUGUAGAAUUAAGGGCAAAGAUAUUGUUUCAUGGAAUACUGUGAUAUCCAGCUUUGCACAAGAAGAGGAAUCUCAAGAAGUUGUGGCUUUAUUUUGCAAACUGCUACUCUCUGGCUUGAGACCGAAUGAAGUUACUCUCUCUAUCAUUUUCAGGCUAUGUGGUUCUAUGAAAGAUCUUUCUCUUGGGCUUCAGUUUUUUUGCUUUACUUAUCGUCUCGGACUCUUCAAUGAUAUGUUGGUCGUGAGUUCACUUGUUAGUAUGUUCUCUAAAUAUGGUUUGGUGGAGAAUGCAUACCACAUGUUCAGGAGUGCCCCUGCUAGAAUUAUAGUUACAUGGAAUGAAAUGCUCACCGGGUAUGUCUCAAAUGACCAUUUUAAAGAGGCAUUACAGCUUUUCCGCAGAGCAAUAUGGUCAGAUGUUAACCUGGAUGAAUAUACAUACUCAACCAUUUUCAGUGCAUGUCAAGGACCCGAAGAUCUGAAGUUGGGUGAAGAAAUUCAUGCACGUAUCAUCAAGUUAGGUUUUUGUUCCAGUUGUGCUGUGAGCAGUGCAAUGUCUCAUGCAUAUUCAAGAUUUGGUUCAGUAGAGAGCUCCUUUAAAAUUUUCCAAGAUUCUGAGGUUCUUGAUAUGGUUUCUUGGGGGACUAUAAUUUCUGCAUUCUCAAAGCACGGCUUCACCAACGGAACAAUUUCACUUAUCAAUUGCCUAAGAGGAAGGGAUGAGAAUUUGGAUGAAUUCAUACUAAGCAGUGCUCUGAAUGCAUGUGCUAACGUUGCUGCUUUCAACCAUUGCAGAUGCAUCCAUGCGCAUGUACAGAAGACAGGAUAUGAGAGCCAUGUGGCUGUAGCAAGUGCUGCAGUUGAUGCUUAUUCUAAAUGUGGAGAUAUCAGCAGCUCUAAACUGGCUUUUGAUUCCUCUUCAAGAGAAGAUGAUGCAGUUCUUUUCAAUGCCAUGAUCACCGCCUAUGCUCAUCACGGCUUGAUAGCAGAGGCUGUAGAACUUUUUGAGAAAAUGGAACAUGUGAAUGUAAGUCCUAGUCAUACGACAUUUGUAGCAGUUAUUUCAGCUUGCAAUCAUCUGGGAUUAGUAGAAGAGGGACAGCUUUUCUUCAAUUCCAUAAGCACUGAUUACGGGAUGAGCCCUUCAAAGGAUAAUUUUGCUUGCUUGGUUGAUCUUCUUGCACGAAAUGGACUCCUUGAGAAAGCUAGACAUGUUAUUGAGUGCAUGCCUUUUGAACCUUGGCCUGCCAUUUGGAGGUCAUUGUUGAAUGGUUCCCGGAUUCAUGGUGAUAAAGUAAUGGCUACACUGGCUGCAGAACGAAUAUUUCAGUUGAUGCCAGGUGAUGUUGAUGCUCAUGUGUUGUUGUCAAAUGUGUGUGCUGAAGAUGGAAGGUGGGAAGAUGCUAAUAAGGUGAAAAUGAAAAUGGAAGAAGAGGGUCUGAACAAGAUACCUGGAUUCAGUAAAAUCGAGAUCUAG
Molecule: messenger RNA, 2400 nt
Organism: Dioscorea cayenensis subsp. rotundata (Guinea yam)
Lineage: Eukaryota; Viridiplantae; Streptophyta; Magnoliopsida; Dioscoreales; Dioscoreaceae
Product: pentatricopeptide repeat-containing protein At3g09040, mitochondrial-like
Exons: 1
Coding region: 1-2400 (799 amino acids)
Biological process (GO): RNA modification
Molecular function (GO): RNA binding; protein binding
Source: RefSeq, a predicted model, not a curated record